AUGAUACCGGAGGUCGAUGGAAAAAAGAUACUACUUGUCUUCGCGUUUCUGGGACAGGUCCUGAUCACUUCAGGAGUGCUUAGUUCCGCCAUUACUUCGCUCUGCACACCGGAGGCUUGCCUCAAUGGUUCCGUGAGCCAGCUAUCCACUGGUGCGGUCUGGGAAGAGCCUCUCACUGGCACGCUACUCACACCCGGAAGUUAUUCACGUUUUCGCGAUGCCGCUCGCGUCCGCGCCAAUCCGGGCUUUACAAUCGAUCAACAAGCCGCCCUAGUCGUUACUCAACUAUCGCCUAUGAUUGCUUACCCUCUUCCUCUUUAUCAGGACCAGCCACAGCUUAUCGGAGAAGAAGUAGGCAACUCCAACGCGCCUCUGACUUCCUUUUUACUAGCAAAGGGUUAUCAUGCUGCUUUCGGGAUCAAUGGAGAUGUUCGGAUUGUCGUGCACGAUAGCUGCCCUAACGUAAAGCAGUGGAGCCUUAAGGGUCUUGAGUUGAUGUCAAUCGAGUCCAACAAUUGCCCUGGCGGUUGUGGUUCCGGCGGAAAAUGCCGUCGGCCGACAUCUUCAUGCGAGUGCAACACGGGGUAUAAAGGCCCACGCUGCGAUUCGUGUGCGAAUGGAUACUUCGGCCCCGACUGUCAACGAUGUCCUAACUGUGAUACUUUAUCAACCAGUACCUGUGAUGAUGGGGUAACUGGUACCGGCCGCUGCAUCUCGCUCAAUUUUCUGAACAGGACACAGAAUCCAUUGUCUAUUUCCCAAAGCAGAUGCAACUGCGUGAACGGUGUUUGUGCGGGUGACACAAGCUGUCUUUGCUCUGCUGGAUGGACUACAUCAUCAAACGGAACACUGUGUGCCAGCUGCCAGUCUGGUUUUUUUCUUGACUCUCGUGGGGAAUGCGUCGCGUGUGGUCCUGCUUGCGCAUCUUGCGAAGGUCCUUCUGCCGUCUGCCAGUCCUGCAUUCAGGGCUUCCAGCUCUCGAAGAACGAUUCGAAAACUUGCGUUCCUUCAACGCUUAACUUGAAUGGCGCUGCGCCUACUUCUUGCAGCGAUGGUUUCUUCAACUCUCAGAAUUCCACAUGUGCCCACUGUGAUUCUAGCUGCAAAAACUGUUUUGGAGCUUCAGCAAAUUCAUGCACUCAAUGCCCUUCACCCAAGGCACUUCUUUCCAUCGGUCAAAUCGAAAAUAACACCUUAGGAGCCUCUUGCGUUGAUGUCGAUUCUAAUACGGGUGUCUGUUCCUCCCCAUCCGGUAGUCUAUUCCUCUUCAAUCAAAGCAAAGGAAUCUGCGAUCCUGCUCCACGUCUUUGCGCGGCCGCUGCCAUUCCUGGAUUCUCUUUACUCCAUCCCGCAUCGACUAGCAGUAACGGUGCAGUCUGCUCGGCAUGCGUCGAAGGUGCUCUACUUCUACCAGAUCGGCCUGGGGGAUCGGUGGGUCAAUGUGUUGGCAUUUGUCCGAACGGUACUUACGAUGAUCUCCAUGGCCACUGCUCUCCCUGCCCCAACGGGUGUUCAUCUUGUAGUAUAUCACAAGACGGGACCCAUCCCCAAUGUAUCACGUGCGCAUAUCCUAAUAUAUUGCUCGUCUCCGGAACGUGUACGGAUGCAUGCCCGGCCGGCACCUUCGCCAGUAUGACGACCAACGAUACGCCACUGGCACCUAAAGGAAUCAACGUCUGCUUACCUUGCUCGACAUCCUGCGGAAAUUGCACUCAGUCCCCAACAGCUUGCCAAAGCUGCCCGAAAACUAGACCAGCAUUCGAUCCCGGGACUCAAACAUGCGCCAUGGCCUGCCCGAAAGGAAAAUUCGCCGAUCUCAAUGCGGGAGGUCGCUGCUCCCCUUGUGAAGCUUCUUGUGAGACGUGCAGCGGACUCGGACCUGGUGAUUGCCUGAGCUGCAAAGCGGGAGACAUACUCCAGGAGGGCAGGUGUCGUGCUAGCUCGUGUGCGGGCAACAGGACACAAAUUGUUACCGAUUGGGGAGUCUGUUUGCAAGAUCUGCUUGCCGCCAGCUCAGAAAAUGGAUCUGCACCUAAGGGCAUUCCUGCUUGGUUAAUCAUACUAGUUACUAUAUUGCUAUCGGUUACGCUCGGUGCCUUCUUCCUUCUGAGCUGGAGACUUUGGCAACGGAACAAGCGGAAGCAAAAGACAAAACAAUUUGGAGAUGAGCUGGCGACAUCCGACAUCAAGCUGCAUCAGCUGGAUGGAGCGGUGAUGCAAGAAAGCUAUCGACCAGAUUGGAGCGACGAAACGAUGUCUGCGCCACUCACCUCGAGGCUUUCGCCACAGACACCAACUCCAAGCGAAUUCAAGAUUAAGCGAAAGGUCGUUCCCACAGACGCUCGAGUGGAAGAUUGGGAACGCGAAAGUAUGUCGAUAUACAGCCACAGUGAACAUCAGACUCGCACCAACCAGCCUGCUAGCAUCAUUGAUCUCCCUCUUGGUAGUCAAGUAGCAAAUGAUUCCGAGAGUACAAAUAGUUUCAGGGAACAAUGCAGAACUGUCCAGGGAAGUGUUUGGUUCGAAGGCGGAAUGGGAAGGCAACCAAACCAUCCCUUCCGCCCACAGCUUGGUUCCCAUCCAUCGAUAGGUUCUUUCAAAUCAACUAAGCUACUCUCUAUUAUCAAAGAAAUCAUGUACUUCUCGGUCAUAGAAUAG
Messenger RNA from Puccinia triticina, 2658 nucleotides. RefSeq lists its product as uncharacterized. The transcript is spliced from 5 exons. Lineage: Eukaryota; Fungi; Basidiomycota; Pucciniomycetes; Pucciniales; Pucciniaceae. The record is from RefSeq and is a predicted model, not a curated record. Bases 1 to 2658 code for a protein of 885 amino acids.